GCACCAGGAGAGGAGGAGGAGACAAGGGCUGUCAGGACACAGCACCCAACAACGUCCCGACUGACAGCUCUGUGAAAGACGCCGCAAAACACAGAACCCAACACCAACCUGACAGGCAGCCCCUCAGAACAAGCCACAGAUCGACAGCAAAGGAGGUCCUGGCACCGCAACGGCAACUUUGCGAACACUCCAGCAACUACUAAGUAGUCAGUGGCUACAGAGCAACUACAACAACAACCUUCACCAUAGCUCCACAGCCAGCCAGUGAUGAUGAUCUGCAGAAACCUGGCAGGGUCAGGGGAGUUCUGUGAGGAGGAGCUGGAGCUGUGCAUGCUGGGUCAGGGGGAGGAUAACGAAGGGAGCGACGGAAACCCCAAGGGCCCCUUCCAGGACAGUGAGGGCUCAGCCAGCAGCCCCCCCAGCGACGAUCCUGAGGAGGGCCAGGCCAAGAAGCGCAGCCGCCCAGUCCGCUCCAAGGCCCGCCGUGUGGCUGCCAAUGUCCGUGAGCGCAAACGCAUCCUGGACUACAACCAGGCCUUCAAUGCUCUACGUGUGGCUCUCAAACACGACCUUAGCGGCAAGAGGCUCUCCAAGAUUUCCACCCUGCAGAGGGCCAUCAACCGCAUCUCAGCCCUGUCUGUCUUCCUCAGCUCCAACCCCCCCAGUAAGCCCUGCUCCCACCGGGAGUGCCACAGGCCGGCUGGGGGGCCAUUGGCGGUGGGAAUGGUGAGGACGUCACGGCUGGACCCGCCCAGGGUGACAGUCGCUCCUCGCCAGGAGCCCCAAAGCUACAUCUCCUGGCACCAGGCAUCACUCCCUCACCAGCUAGAGCCCCAGCAGGGCACCCAUCCUCACAGGCUGCCAACAGAGACACACCUCUACAUGGACAGCAUGGGCUCCUCGUGUCCACCCUCACCACACUACCCCUGCUACUCCACCGAGGGCCAGUUGUACCCCUUACACGGACACUGUGGGAAAGGGAACCCCUUGGAGCAACUGCCCAGCUCUAUCAGGUACACCCAGGUGGGCGAGGGGCUGGGGUACCAGACGGGGGUGUGGGCCUCCUGCACUCAGGGCUACAUGGACUCGUUUGUGGACCCGUCUCCAGCCUUGGGCCUCCCCUGGCAGGUGAGCUACCUCCAGGAGACAGCAAGCCCCCAGCACAACCUGUCCCUGCUCUGACACUUGGACCAGACACGUUAGAGCCUAGCUAUGCACCACUAUGACCCCUGAAGCCUGGAGAAUAGACCAGCCAACUGUCCAAAUGAUCUCAGGGAAAAAUAAGAAAAAGUGAGCUUCAUGUGCUCUCACUGUUGCAAUGGAUUCAGUAUUACAGUGCUACUCUCUAAAGUAGAGCAGAGUCACUGAUUUAAAUGUGUUAUCUAACAAUGUAAAUAUGAUUGUCAUAUCUUGAAUGCAACGGCAAUGUACAUUUCAGCAUGUUUUAAACACGACCAUUCAAACCUGUUUUUUUAUUUCAAAUUAUAAAGCCAAUUAAUGUUAUUCUUAUAGAUGGAAAAGUUUCAACUGCUCAAAACACACACUUCACUUGUUGAGUGUUGAGUGUCUGGCAAUAUUGCCGCAAUCCUCUUU
Molecule: messenger RNA, 1593 nt
Organism: Oncorhynchus masou masou (cherry salmon)
Lineage: Eukaryota; Metazoa; Chordata; Actinopteri; Salmoniformes; Salmonidae
Gene: bhlha9
Product: basic helix-loop-helix family, member a9
Exons: 1
Coding region: 268-1182 (304 amino acids)
Biological process (GO): developmental process; regulation of transcription by RNA polymerase II
Molecular function (GO): protein dimerization activity; DNA-binding transcription factor activity, RNA polymerase II-specific; RNA polymerase II transcription regulatory region sequence-specific DNA binding
Source: RefSeq, a predicted model, not a curated record